This is a messenger RNA of Argiope bruennichi, 4794 nucleotides long. Its product is annotated as P protein-like. Gene Ontology annotation, cellular component: membrane. The record is from RefSeq and is a predicted model, not a curated record. The coding region runs from base 34 to 2541 and encodes 835 amino acids. The transcript is spliced from 21 exons. Gene Ontology annotation, biological process: transmembrane transport. Lineage: Eukaryota; Metazoa; Arthropoda; Arachnida; Araneae; Araneidae.
UAUUAUUCCAGUUCACAAUUAUGUAAUGAAUGAAUGAAUGAAUUUAUUUAUGAUGUUAAUGUUAGCUUGCUGUGUACUGCGAAGAGGUUUCGUCACUCUCGAAUUGCUAAUCAGCCGCAUCCACCUGCAGUGUGGAAAUCGGAGCGAAGUGUUUCCUCCGCCCAGAUUCUAGAAUGCGAAAUUCGUUCGGUCGGGCUUUUGAAUAACAUCAUGGCAAUGAGUGCCGAAGUGGACAUGAGCUAUAUAGACGACGGUGGGAGCAGAACAUCCCCGUCACCCCCUCGUGCAUUGUCUCCAAGUGUCGUGCAGCAACAACAGGAUAUGGUCAACCUACUGUCCGGUUUGAACAUGAGGAAACUGACCAGUGGAAGCAGCAGUGGCAGCUCGGAGAUAACCCCUCUUCUAAACGGCAGCCAGGAAGGCCCCUGCUAUGCCUAUUCUUCCCGAAACAGAGAUGAAGAAGGAGAGUUGGUCGAUUCCUUGUCCACAAUUCGGUCCAGUGAUGAUGUUAACCGAGAAAACUCCAGAUUUCGAGGAAUUUUGAAGCCUGUGAAGCUCGUUUUACUUUCAGCUGUGAUGCUAUUCUGCGUGGUGUCACUUAGUUUCAUCAAGGUGCACGAUGACAGCUGGAAUUCGAUAGCAGUAACAAGAGGAAAGCCAGUUCACAUCAACGUAACUGGAGACAUAGCCUACAAGAGAGAAACCCUCCACCUGCGCGCCAAGGGGCCAUUCCUGCCUGGAGAAUAUUACGGCAUCUCACGAAACUUCGUCACCUUUAGCGUGUCCAGAAUCUCUAAAAACGGGACAUAUGAGGCAGUUUCGAACAGUUGGCAGUUACUUUUAGGGACUGAAACUCGUGAUUUUGAAGUGGAUACCAAAAUAUUAGAGCACGAUUUUAUUUUGCAUCCGGGGGAAAUGUCUGACAGCAACACUUACCAGUUGAGCGUCACCACGAACAAGAGGCGGGAUUACGUCUCGAUGUUCAUCGAUGUGUCCGUGCGACCGGAGCUGGCCGUGGGUCAGAUCAUUAUGGCCAUCUGUGUUCUCGUCGGUCUGUACGUACUGAUAAUCUUCGAGGUGGUUCACCGCACCCUGGCCGCCAUGAUCGGAGCUACAGUAGCCAUCUCUUGUCUUGCUCUAGUCGGAGUGCGCCCUUCCUUGAUGGAGGUGAUGUCGUGGAUGGACGUCGAAACGCUCAGCCUGCUGUUUGGCAUGAUGGUCUUGGUAUCCAUACUGUGCGAGACGGGAUUCUUCGACUACGUCGCUGUGCUGACCUACAAGCUUGCAAAAGGUCAAAUCUGGGCUUUGAUCACGGGUCUGUGUUUGGUAACAGCGGUCCUUUCGGCGUUCCUGGAUAAUGUUACAACCAUCCUGCUCAUGUCAGCAGUGGCUAUUAGGUUAUGCGAAGCCAUGAACAUCGAUCCGAAGCACAUGCUUAUCGCAAUGGUGGUCUUUUCAAAUCUGGGCGGAGCCAUGACACCCAUCGGGGACCCACCCAACGUCAUCAUCAUCUCCAAUAAGAGGAUCAAGAGAGCGGGCAUCGGCUUUGGAGACUUCACUCUGCACAUGCUUCCCGUUGUAGUCCUGAGCAUUGCCGUGACUUACGUCCUCCUGCGCUUCAUGUACAGGGAUGUCUCCCACCUCAGGUUCGCCGACCCUCCUGAAGUGGUUGAAUUGAAACAUGAGAUCGAAGUAUGGAAGAAAGCGUUCAACUCCUUGUCUGGCUACUCGAGGGACGAGGACACUGUGAGGGCUAUUCUGCACAGGAAGAUCACAGUUUUGGAAACGUUAUUGCGGAAAAAACUCUACGAUGCAAAGAUUUCUGAAGAUGACUACAGAGCCAGUCUCAAGGAAUUAACGAAUUCAUUUAAAGUGAAAAACACGUCGCUACUCUUCAAAUCUGGCAUUAUCAUCAGCAUCGUCAUCGUAUUCUUUUUCUUAGAAAGCAUACCAGAAUUGAAUCUCAGCAUCGGAUGGAUUGCCAUUUUGGGAGCCAUCUUUCUACUGGUUCUUGGCGACUUCGACGAACUAGAAAGCAUUUUGAGCCGAGUGGAGUGGUCGACGUUGCUGUUCUUUGGAGCACUCUUCAUCGUCAUGGAGGCUCUGUCGAGAUUGAAUUUGGUUUGGUACAUCGUGAACCUGACCCAGGAUGCCAUCAACAGCGUAGAUGAGAGCCACCGACUCCUGGUGGCCAUCGUCCUCGUCCUCUGGAUCUCCGCCUUCUCGUCCAGCAUCAUCGACAAUAUACCUUUCACUACCGUCAUGGUUCAAGUCAUUGCAGAUUUAGCUGACAAUGAAGAGAUGAAAUUGCCUAUCAAACCUUUGGUAUACGCUCUGGCUCUCGGAGCCUGUUUCGGAGGCAAUGGAACUCUGAUCGGAGCAUCAGCGAAUGUUGUGACGGCAGGAUUGUCGGAGCAACAUGGUUACAGGUUUUCUUUUUACGAUUUUUUCAGGAUCGGUUUCCCUGUCAUGAUUCUCACCACAGCUGUCUCCACGGGAUAUCUUCUCUUUUGUCAUGUGUGGUUGGGAUGGAACGAAUAAGAUUCCGAAUGUGAACGUCUUGCUCUCACCACUGCUUCACUGUAGAGAACACGAUUUGUCAGCAUUCAUCCAUUCGAAGAGCAUCGGAGUCAACAUAUUUUUAAAGACGGAGAAACCGUUCCCGCGUGUUUGAAGUGACGUGUCUGUGUAUGAGUUUGCAUUUAAUGUCGUUUCAUUUCUAAAUGUCUUUCCUUCAUACUUGCACAUUCACGAUUUCGUGUUUCCUUUUAAGAUCCACGAGGCCUCUUUUGAGACUAUGUGGUGAAUAUUGAGUAUGAAUUUGAACUUAUCGUUUAGCUUGAUUCUUGUACUUUUAACCUGGUGAAAUUUAAAAUCAUACCACCAAGCUCGCGAACCAUUUUUCAAUUGUAAAUAACUCGCAGUCAUUUUAAAUGAGGCUUGAAAACCAUUCAGUUUUUAGUGCAGCUCUGAAAUGACUACAUUUGGCGAUUAUCAUUCGAAAAAGUUUGAACUUCAUAACAAUGCAGUAAUUUUUUGUCUAUCAUUUUGAUUCUGUACAAAUUGUCACAUACUGUAUAAUUUCAUGUUAAAUUUAUCUUAAAAUGUUAAAUAUGAAUUUUAAUUAGUUAUUAAUCUUAUUGUUUUAAUAUUUUUAUUAUAUUUCGAAAUAUUUUUUUGUCCGAAUUCAUGCCUAGUAACAGCUAUAAUGCUUAAAUUAUAAUCUCGUUUGAAGUGAAUUUAAUCUUGAUUCGGGUUUUUUCAGGGAAAGUUAAAUUCUUCUGAGUAAUUAAAUUCUGCCUAAUUAAUAUGAAAAAUUUAAUACGAUUUUCGAUUGUCGCUUUUUGUUGCAAUUUAUCAAUGAUUUCUUCAAAACUGCCCAAUUUUAAAAAAUAUGGCAUGUGUUUAAUUUUUUCUCAUUCCAAAUCUGGCUAAUCAAAACUAAAUGUUCAUUUUCGCCUGCUAAUUAAGGUUUAUACCCGUCUUGAAAAAAGCCAUUUGAUUACUAAAUUAUUUCUUAUUUAUCUUUUUUAAUGCGUAAAAUAUUUUCAUUCAGAAAAAGCGUUAUUUAUUCAUAUUUAAGCUCCAGCACAGUUUUCAUUUUGAUUUUUUUAAAUAUGCUGAAAAUUAUUAUCAACAAUAUUAAGAAUCUUUUCAAGUCAAACUUUCACCGAAUACAUUUUUAAAAAUAGAAGUAGCAAUCAAACUACGCAGCUUUUUUCGCCAAUGUUUAACUCGAUGUGAGCAUAAGAUCACGUUAAUUCGUCGGGCUUUCAUUUUCAGAUUUUCUUCUUUUGGCGAACUGUAUCUAGGCGAAUGCAACAGAGGGUAGAUGAUGAUUGCAUAACUUCACUUAUUUUUAAGAAACUUUUAACUUUUUAAGAAAUCGCCACAAAAGGACUGAAUGAUUGUAUUCUACGGAUGAAAGGAGUUGAAUUAUUUAAUUUUUCAGGAAAAAAUAUUCAUACAUCAGUGCACAUUUUAAUAUGAUCUGUGAAAUUUUAAUGUUCUCUAUUCCUGUUUUAUAAUUGCCAAUAUCGUCCUUCAUAGUGCAAAAAGUCAAAACCCAUUCGAUUAAAAUUCACUAUUCGGUGUAGUCAUUAAUAUCGCCAAAGGUUAAUAAUAUCGCCAAAAGACAAGAAAACUAUUAAGGUAAAACUUGUAAUGAAGCGGUCAUAGUUAAAGAUUAAUUUUUAAAGUUAAAAUAAACGUGCAAUUUUACCUGAGAAUUCUCGAUAAUCUUUUUUAUUUAAAAAUACCCUCGUUGGCUGCGUUUAUAAAUUUUGAGAUCUGUGAAUAAUUAUUGCAUUACUCAAAAUGCAAAUCUGUCUAAAAGCUACAGUUUUCAGAAUGAGAAAAAAAAAUUCCUCGAAGUUUGAUUUUAUUAUGCAGUUUCAUCAUUUGUAUUUUGAGUGAUGAAACAGUCAAGGUUCUUCAGAGAUUGUUUACUCUAUUUGUAUUAUUUUGCAGUCUUCAAAAUUUAUAAAUUAAAAAUUACUUAGUUAAUUACUCUUAAUUAAAAAAACUAAGAAUUCUCUCGAAAAAAUAAGAAUAUGGUUCAAACCUAAACGGUUAAUUUUUAACUAUGGUUGCUUUAUUUUAUUUUUCAGAUCAGUGUUUUGGCUUUGAUAAUCCAUUAUUGCCCCCCUCCCUUUAUAUAGCCAAGUGAAAUUUAAAAUGAAAAUUGUGCCAUACGGCCUUUUGCACUGUGAGUGGCAAUAUGUUUCAUGUGCCAUCUUUUGAAGUAUUCUUAUGUGAUAUGUUUCAGUGCGAAAUAAAGAAAUAAGAGCUAGU